This is a messenger RNA of Neolamprologus brichardi, 3270 nucleotides long. Lineage: Eukaryota; Metazoa; Chordata; Actinopteri; Cichliformes; Cichlidae. The record is from RefSeq and is a predicted model, not a curated record.
AUGGCAUCAUACUCUGGUUUCUCCAUAGUGCUGUCCUCAGUGUUAAAGUCCAGGAUUGAAAACGUCUUCACCGCCUCAUCCACAACACGUCACUUUGUUGAUUGCAGCAUUGUUGCCUAUGGUAACAUUAAUGGAGACGUGAUGGCGACGCUCCGACUCGUCUUCAGGGUGUCUAAGAUCCAGCAGUAUUCAGAAAACUUUGUUCAGGACUUGCUGAGUGCAGGACUCAGCUCAUCGAUGCACGGGAAACCGCUGGAGGUGCCUGAGUUUGGACAGAUCGACGCUGUCAUCCUGCUGGGAGCCAGUGGGAAGUCGUUUUAUGCUAUUGGAGACAGUAUGAUAGCCAGCUGUCCUGACAACACCUUCACCUGUGACAGCGGAGAAUGUGUCACUAAAGUAAACCCAGAGUGCGACUUCGUCCCAGACUGCGCGGAUGGAUCUGAUGAAGCUCGCUGUGCCUGCGGGACGCGUCCUGCCAUGGGGAGUCGGGUGGUGGGCGGUGAGGACGCGCGGCGAGGGGAGCUGCCGUGGCAGGUCAGCCUGAGGUUCCACGGGCGGCACAUCUGCGGAGCCACCAUCGUCAACGAACGCUGGCUCGUCAGUGCAGCUCACUGCUUUGAGAGGGUCAAUAACCCCAAAGAAUGGACCGCCCUGGUUGGGGCGAUGCUGGUGAGCGGUGAGGAAACAGAGUCCAGAACGACUGACAUCAAGUCCAUAACUGUGUCUCCAGACUACAACCCCAUGACCACGGACAAUGAUGUAACUGUGCUGGAGCUGGAGACGCCUCUGGCGUUCAGCUCUUACGUGCAGCCUGUCUGCAUGCCCUCCCCAUCUCAUGUUUUUGCACCUGGUCAGAGCUGCAUCGUGUCCGGUUGGGGUGCCGUACACCAGUUCAGCUUCACGCUGCCCUCCACGCUGCAGAAAGCUGUGGUCAAAGUCAUCGACUCCAAGAUGUGCAAUAAGUCAUCUGUGUACAGAGGAGCGAUCACUCCAAACAUGAUGUGUGCUGGAUUCCUGCAGGGCAAGGUGGACUCGUGUCAGGGGGACUCUGGAGGACCUCUGGUGUGCGAGGGGGCCCCGGGAAGAUUCUUCCUGGCCGGGAUAGUGAGCUGGGGUGUGGGCUGCGCUCAGGUCAACAGACCUGGGGUUUAUUCCCGUGUUACCAGGCUCCGUAACUGGAUUCUAAGCCAGACUGAUCCCACCUCGGUUCAUGGUUAUGGCCAGCAUGUUCCCACAGUGAUGGAGUUUAAUACCCCUCCAGCACUCGGGACCUCAGCUGAUAACGUGUCGUCUGCAGCAGGGCUACCACUGUCUGCCUUGAAUUGCAGUGGAAACUUUGAGUGCAGCUCCACUUCCUGCAUCAGCAAGGUCAACCCGGAGUGCGACAGAGCCGCAGACUGUCCCAAUGGGGCUGAUGAAAGAAACUGUGAUUGCGGCGUGCGCCCUGCACUGGGCUCCCAUAGGAUCGUGGGUGGAGUCACAGCUCGGAGGGGAGAGUGGCCUUGGAUCGGGAGUCUUCAGUACCAGAGGCUUCACAGAUGCGGUGCCACGCUCAUUCACAAUAGGUGGUUACUGACUGCAGCGCACUGCUUCAAAAGUGACUCUGCUCCCAAUAACUGGGCCGUGAGCCUGGGAUCUGUGCUGCGAUCGGGGGUAGGCGCCCUGGUCGUUCCCAUCCAGAGGGUAAUCAUCCACCCGGCCUUUAAUGGCACCAACAUGGACCAUGAUGUGGCUUUGCUGGAGCUGGCCGUCCCAGCCCCGAUGUCUUACACCAUCCAGUCUGUCUGUCUUCCAUCACCAGUACACCGCUUCUUAAAGAGCGCAGAGUGCUACAUCACAGGGUGGGGAUCCAUGAGAGAGGGAGAGUGGUUUAUCGCUGGAGUAACCAGCUGGGGACACGGAUGCGGCCGAGUCGGUUUCCCGGGAGUUUACACUCGUGUGACGUCUAUCAGGAGCUGGAUAUCCACAUACCUUCCCUUCUGAUGAAGGAAGAACUGUGUCUGCAGAGAACUGAGGUCAUGCUAAACAGCCACACACAAACACUCAGUGUACACAGCCCUGACCUUUGUGACCCUCGGGUCACGGGUGCUGGCGGUAGUGCUGUGCUUUACCUGAACCGAGGAAACAAUCCUGAGCUGUGGCUUAAACAUUCAUUUGGAGUAUUUAUUCGUUAUUUAUUGUCAUGGAUGGUAAACACACUGCACGUGGCUUUGUGUAUGAAUAUGGGAUUCAUUUAUGGGUAAAUGUAAUGGUGUUGUGAUCUUUUACUGCAACGUGGAUUUGUGGGGAAAGUCGACUCUGUACAAAGUCAGUGACGUGGGACUCGGUGUCGUUCUGUUGGUGGAUGUUUUUGAUCAGAAACGAGAGAACACCUGAUUGAUUAAUUUAUUAUUUUUUCUUGGGGAAAAAAAAUCACUGAUUGCAAAUGAUGUUCACAGCUUUUCUGGCUCCUCACACAAACUCAGGAGGUUCCCAAACAUCUAACAAACCGCACACAUGAAGCUGAGAAAGGUGCAGUACCCCGUCAGGGCGAGGGAGACCCCGCUGGAACAAACCCACUACUGUGGAGGGCAGCAGAUAGAGUGACAACCAGAAAACAUGUCAGACAAAACAGUGUUGUUCUCCAGGUGUACUUUGAUAUAGGUCUGUUUGGAGGCUUUAAAUGUCAAAUUCAUGCUGGUGAAAACACCAAAACGCUUCUCCAUUCUUCCUUUUUUUCUUUAAGGCUCCAGGAAAUAUUUAAUCACCCGGCGAAGAAUGUGAAACAGUGUUUAAAGGAGAGUCUGCAGUGACUGGGAGAAGUUUACUGUUAUUGGUAUUACAGGCAGAAGCAUUCGAUGGGCAGGGAGAUGAGUCACAGUAAGUGAGGUGGGCCUAUUGAGCCAAACUGCACCUGGAGUCCUUUUAGCAGCAGAGCAGGCUCCGCCUCCUGCCACAGCAUCAGCAAACACUUAAAACACAUUCACACCUGAGCAGGUAAUUUAGUGUUUCCAAUCAGCACGGCAAGAACCCGCAGACGAUGACUUAUUAUAUUUCUAACGUAAAACACACAAUCGAUUUAACAUUGGUAGUGAACUGUUCCUCAGAGCAAAAUAAAAACUGUCUGCAGAGACACCGUUAUGGCUGCAGUCCACAGGCUGUGCUCUGCCUGUCAGAGGUACUGUGACAGAUGUUGCGCCGCUGCGUGGCAAAGUCGUGCACAGCGCGGGCCCUCCUGCAGAGCACUGCAUCGGCCCUCGCUGUGUGCAGCAGCCUGACGAAGGGAAAGAU